AUGAUGGACCACCAUAACCACGGAGACAUGGACAUGGGCGAGUGCAGCAUGAACAUGCUGUUCACCUUCUCGACCAAGAACCUGUGCAUCGUCUUCCCGCAGUGGCGCGUCACCGGCCUGCUCUCGCUGCUGCUCUCGCUCGCGGCCGUCGUGCUGCUCGUCGCCGGCUACGAGGGCCUGCGAGACUUCACCCGGCAGUACGAGCUGGCGACACUGGGCCAGAGGGACCUACCAUCAACCCGGACAGGUAGAGGAUCCGCCGCGGAGAGGAAAGGGAAAGUCACCCGUGCCGCCCUGUAUGCCGCCCAGGUCUUUUACAGCUUCUUCAUCAUGCUCCUGUUCAUGACGUACAACGGCUGGGUCAUGCUGGCCGUGGCCGCGGGUGCGUUCAUUGGGCAUCUCAUGUUUGGAGAGUCGUCUGCGUCCAAGACGGUUUCGUGCCAUUAA
Nannizzia gypsea CBS 118893 is the source of this 447-nucleotide messenger RNA. Its product is annotated as ctr copper transporter. Gene Ontology annotation, molecular function: copper ion transmembrane transporter activity. Gene Ontology annotation, cellular component: membrane. The transcript is spliced from 4 exons. Gene Ontology annotation, biological process: copper ion transmembrane transport. The record is from RefSeq and is a predicted model, not a curated record. Lineage: Eukaryota; Fungi; Ascomycota; Eurotiomycetes; Onygenales; Arthrodermataceae. The coding region runs from base 1 to 447 and encodes 148 amino acids.